Messenger RNA from Zingiber officinale, 468 nucleotides. RefSeq lists its product as uncharacterized. The transcript has a single exon. The record is from RefSeq and is a predicted model, not a curated record. The coding region runs from base 1 to 468 and encodes 155 amino acids. NCBI's taxonomy places the organism in Eukaryota, Viridiplantae, Streptophyta, Magnoliopsida, Zingiberales, Zingiberaceae.
AUGAAGAUCCCAAGUCAGUAUGUACUGAAAAGGUGGACAAGAAAAGCAAAAAUUGGAUAUUUUGGAGUUAAUGAUUCAAUGGCCUGCAAUGCUAGUUUGGAUCCAAAAGUACUUCAAAACAUACGAUCUAAAGAUUUGUGUGGGUUGAAUGUUCAGUUGGUUACCAAGGCAACAGAAAGAGAUGACACUUACAAGGUUGUUAAAGAUGUUAGGUUAAGCUUGUGUAAGAUGGUGGAUGAUAAGUUACAAGUUAAUGAAUCUAAUAUCCAACAAUCAAAAGUGAGCCAAAAAUCUUGGGAAUUUGAUUAUGGUGAAGGGAACUCUACUGGAGUGAAAGGAAUUAAAGCCAAGAAGAAAACAGUUUCAGGUAAAAGGUUGAAAGGUGGGUUAGAGAAGAUUUCAAGGAAAAGAAAAGCAUCGAGUAAAACAAAUCAAGCUUCAACUAUUGUAAUAGUUUAUACUCCAUAA